UGUUAUACUAAUUAUAAAUUAAUAAUACCAUCACCUAUGCGAACCUCACAAAUCUCAAGUUCAUCAAGUUUAUUGAUAAAAAUUGAAAACUCAUYACAUAUUAUGUACUAAUGUACUGUUCUAGUACGAGUAUCUAUUAUAUAAAUCGAAUUAUAUCUAUUUAUUUAUUUUAAUUAUUAUAUCUUCUUAGGCUAGYCGUUCUUCUGGACAAUGUGUUGAAUWUUAUAAUAAUAUUUAAUAAUUCUUACAAAAAUACAAAUGUUAUAUUUGAAUCGAUAAGACUUGGAUUUCAAAUACCAGGUUCAUAAUUAUGUGUGUUAUUUUCAUUAGCAGUAUACAACACAUUGAUGGCGGAUAUCAAUUGAUUAUUGCAUCAAACCGAGAUGAAUAUUAUAAUCGUCAGACAUUGCCAGCAAACUAUUGGUCAGAGAACCCAGACAUCAUUGGAGGACGUGAUUUAAUGUUAUCAAAUGAGGGUGGCACUUGGUUGGCUCUAAACAUCCGUGGUACGUUGGCCGCUCUAUUAAAUGUGUUUGAAUUGGAUAAAGUACCAAAUGCUAAAUCCAGAGGCCAACUGGUUAAAAAUUUUGUGAAAUACAAUUCUUCAGCCCUAGAAUAUUUGCAAGAAUUGCAAGGAUCGCAAGACAUGUAUAAUGGAUUUAAACUGAUUACCAUUACCAUGAGCAAGUCAUCUUUAGAAACAUAUUUCUAUACCAAUUUUGUACAAGAUGGGGGACCACAAAUGAAACGCCURCAAAAUGGUGUACAAGGAUUUGGAAAUGGACCUUUUUUAAAAGUAGAAGCGGGUGAGAAACGUUUUAAAGACAUUGUAAAGAAAUAUGGACAUAGUCUUAAUAAAGAUACAUUAAUCGCUGAACUGCUAGGACUUUUGAAAUGGGAUAAGCUACAUUAUCCUGAUGAAGAGUUGAUCAAACGGACACCAAAAUUYCCUGGAACCGAUGACCAGAAGAAAUUUAGUUCCAUUUUUGUAGAAAUGCCAACUCGUCAAUAYGGUACUAGAACUCACACAAUAAUACUAAUAGACUAUGAUGGAAAAGUAGAAUAUAAUGAAUGGACUAAGUCUGGUUCUAUUUGGAAUUAUCAAUGUUAUAUGACUGAACUAAAAUGUGAAAUAUAAAAUAUGUACUGAAUAUGUAGUAUGUACUAUAUUGUGUUACUUUACAUGUUCUUUAGAAUAAAUAAAAAAUAUAAGUAAUUUUUA
This is a messenger RNA of Diuraphis noxia (Russian wheat aphid), 1222 nucleotides long. It is a transcript of the gene Tango2, whose product is annotated as transport and golgi organization 2. The record is from RefSeq and is a predicted model, not a curated record. Gene Ontology annotation, cellular component: Golgi apparatus. NCBI's taxonomy places the organism in Eukaryota, Metazoa, Arthropoda, Insecta, Hemiptera, Aphididae. Gene Ontology annotation, biological process: protein secretion; Golgi organization.